This is a messenger RNA of Ilyonectria robusta, 1473 nucleotides long. RefSeq names its product integral peroxisomal membrane peroxin-domain-containing protein. Lineage: Eukaryota; Fungi; Ascomycota; Sordariomycetes; Hypocreales; Nectriaceae. Gene Ontology annotation, cellular component: peroxisomal membrane. Gene Ontology annotation, biological process: peroxisome organization. Bases 1 to 1473 code for a protein of 490 amino acids. The transcript has 2 exons. The record is from RefSeq and is a predicted model, not a curated record.
AUGGACGAUUUCACUGCUGAGCUCCUGGCCUCCGGGCAGGACUUCGACUCCCCCAGGACCCCCGAGCGGUCCCGCGACAUUGACGAGUCGCCGAGAUCCGACCCCGAUCCGGAUCGUCCGGUUACGCCGCCGCACAGAACCGGUUUGCGCGGCGGGAUUGCUGCCAUCAGGGAGAAGGCAAGCUUGCAGGACCGUCUGGUAGAGAAACUCCUCCAGCAAGUCGUGCCAGCCGACGAUGAUGGCUCCCUCGAUGGCUCAGUCGCCGGUGACGACUGGCCGCCGUCUACCAAUGCUGAGCGGCCCAACUUCAACAUCACUACCAUGUCCUACAACUUCCGCCGCUUCAACGCCCGCAUCGGCGUCGUCUUCAAGUUCCAGGCCCGCGUCGAGCGCAUCCUCUCCUGGCACCGAGUCUCGCACACUCUCUCCCUCCUUGCAGUCUACACCUUCGUCUGCCUCGAUCCGUACCUCCUCUGCGUCCUUCCCAUAGCGGUCCUCCUCCUCGGCGUCUUCAUCCCCGCAUUCCUGGCCCGGCACCCCGCACCGCCCAAGGGCACCUUGUCCAGCCAUCAAAAUGUGGGAUACUCCCCUCGCGGACCGCCGCUGGCGCCUGCAGCGACGGUGCGCCCUGUCAAGGAGCUCAGCAAGGACUUCUUUCGUAAUAUGCGCGACCUGCAGAACUGUAUGGACGACUUCAGUCAGGGACAUGACAAGGUGGUUGCACUGAUGGUGCCCGUGACCAACUUCAGCGACGAGUCUCUGAGCUCCGCCCUGUUCCUGUUCCUCUCAGCUGGGGCUCUCUUCAUGACCAUUGCCGCGCAUCUGCUCCCUUGGAGACUUCUCUUCCUUCUGGGCGGCUGGGCUGUCGUCGGUAUGGGGCACCCGACGAUCGCGCGCCUGCUCUCUAUCGCACACAAGGAACGUCUACAGCCACAAGAAGCCAAGGCCAAGACGUGGCUCGACAACUGGAUUGCGAAGGAUGUUAUCCUAGACUCGAGUCCAGAGACGCGCGAAGUUGAGAUCUUUGAGCUGCAGCGCAUGUCUGGCGCCGGCGAGUGGGAGCCCUGGCUAUUCUCGCCCUCGCCAUAUGACCCCCUCUCCCAGCGUCGCAUCUCCGGGGACCGGCCCCGGGGCACCCGCUUCUUUGAGGACGUCCUGGCCCCCGAGGCCUGGGAGUGGAGCGAGAAGAAAUGGGCGCUCGACCUCUGGAGCCGUGAGUGGGUGGAAGAGCGCAUCAUCACGGGUGUCGAGGUAGAGACCGAGGGAGAACGCUGGGUCUACGACAUCUUUGACGAACGUCAUGACCGCACAGGCGUCAUCGACGCUGCCGCCGACAAGGGGAAGCUGCGGGCUUAUGCCUCGCGGCCGAGCUGGGAGGAGGGUGAGGAUGGAAGUGGCAGAAGAGGAGAUUGGAGACGGCGGAGAUGGGUGCGGCUUGUGAAGCGUAGGGUGACAGAACCGUUAAUAAACUGA